AUGUCUCUGUCGGAUGGAAUACAAUCCGCACUGCACAGCAAGGCUGCUGUCACCAUUAACCAUUUACCUAAUGAGGUUCUUGUCCAAAUUUAUCAUUACUUGUCAGAUCUGCAGGACCCAGUGUUACCAAUUGAAAUCCACGACAAUCUUCCUCCACAGGAGCUUCAAUAUGGUGUCCGGCAGUAUAACGAUCUGAUCCUGACACAGAACUAUACGGCCGUAACGCUCCGUCUCGUGUCUCGUCGCUUCAACCAUCUCUUCCAACAAUUCAUUAUCAGAAACAUCGUCAUCGUGCAAAGUAAACUGUUUCUUUUACAGGAGAGGACUGAAACUCCCGUCGAGAUGCAGUCCAGCCGGCAGUUCAUGGAAGCCGAGAAUCUUGCUAAAUCGAUGGAGAGACUGCGCAACCUGAUGAACCUGAACCCAGAACUCGGAAAGCGCUGCAAGUCGUUGUGUCUCGCUUACAAACAAGUCAAAGUGCCCGUUCGCAUCCCAGGCCAGCCCGAUGCAAAUGAAGGAUGGAUCCCACCGGAAGGCCUAGUCCGAGAUUUAGACAUCUAUAACAGAGGCGAAAUUUUUGAAGGAUUCCGUCACGAGUUCCAACUUGAGAGAACGAUCAUUCCGGACCCAUUGUGGCUGAACAACAACAUAUACAGUUGUUUCAGCCAGGUGACUGAUGUUCAGCUUCACUCCAAUCAUUUUGGAAAUGUACUUCCCGACAUGACACCAGCGCUUUCGUCUUUCCCCAAUCUCACCACGCUCCGUGUCACGGGGAAAGUUGACUAUGCAUCCUUGAUCGAGCAACUUGUAGAAAUUCUCACACCAUCCUCAGCUCUACAGACAUUGGACCUGUCUCGCGCCCCCGCGGAUUAUUGGAGUCACGGAUUUGCAAGAAUAGCCGAAACGCUCAUGGCGAGAACAGCACCCUUUACAAGACUCCUCACUGGCCCAGACACAUGUCCUCGCAUACUUGAGAGUCUGGUUGCUUGGCCUAGACGACUUGAAAGGCUGGUCUUGCAAACUAGCUUUUCGCAAAUGAAUCUUAAUUGGGGCCGCGGCGUGCAAGAGAUACUUGACGGGCAGAAAGAUUGUCUUACCCACCUCCGGUUUCAGGGUAAGUAUGAAUUGGGCUUGACAGGUUUUGAUUUGAGAGACUUCCCUUGCUUGGAGCACCUUGCCCUUGACAGCGCAACCAUAUCCAACCGCGAUCCGCGUCGGCGUGACGGCAGUACCUUGCCUGACCUCGAACAACGCAUACUAGCCCCUCGUCUUCGUAGCCUCCUAUGGGUCAUGCCGGCUGAGCAACCCGAAUCCGGGGACUUCUUCGGACCUGACAAUCAGAGCCGACUCGAAAACGUACUAUUCAGUCUUGGCAGGAAACGAAUUGAAUACCAGGAAUCUGGAAAAGAAUGGACUUUAAAGAGAAUAUGGCUACAGACUUUGGCAGAGCCGCUUGAAAGUCUUCCUGCAGAUGCUCAAGACAGCUUUGCAUCUCACCUAAAAUGGAUCUCACGUUCCGACCAAUUUUGUCGGGGACCAGAGGGACCGACUUUACAACAUGUACCGCUACCCAAGGGAGGUAUGGGUGCCAAUGCCUCCCCGCGCGGAUCCUUUUCUCAGCUGGACGAAGUCUGGUCUUGGGAUGAUCAUGCCCGGACUAUCUAG
This is a messenger RNA of Fusarium poae, 1665 nucleotides long. RefSeq lists its product as uncharacterized. The record is from RefSeq and is a predicted model, not a curated record. NCBI's taxonomy places the organism in Eukaryota, Fungi, Ascomycota, Sordariomycetes, Hypocreales, Nectriaceae. The coding region runs from base 1 to 1665 and encodes 554 amino acids. The transcript is spliced from 2 exons.